Molecule: messenger RNA, 1059 nt
Organism: Effrenium voratum
Lineage: Eukaryota; Dinophyceae; Suessiales; Symbiodiniaceae
Source: the annotation of a GenBank genome assembly
AUGGACACCGUGAAGAUCCUGGAGCCGUGCAUCCAGGCCCUCGGCUCCAAGGAUUCACAGCAGCGCAAUGAGGCCACGAAAAGACUGGCCACCCUCAUGAAGGAGCACCAUCUCUUUCCCAUCUCGCUGAUCAAGAUGAACGGAUUGAAGCCCCUGAUCCGCCUCCUUGGCAGCAAGGAAGCUGCGAGUGGGGAGAAGGCAUAUGCCGCUCUCACGCUGGGGCUCAUUGCCAAGAACAACGUCAAGCAUCAGGAGGCCAUUGGAGCGCCGGGCCUGACGGCCUUGGUGAAGUUGCUCAAGGAGGGCAAGGCAGUGGAGCGGAGUCAGGCCACCUUUGCGCUGGCGCAGCUACUCCAGGGACAGCCCAGGUAUCAGGUGGCACUGGUGAAGCUGGGUGCCUUGCCGCUGCUGGUGCAACAACUCUCAGGUGAGACGGAGGGGGACUUCGGCAGCGCAGCCUUCGCGCUGGCAAUGCUGGCGCAGAACAUCGAGGCCCAUCAGACGGCCAUCCGCCUGGAGGGCGCCGUAGAGGUCUUAGCCUCUCGGCUCCACGGGGAGAGCUCCGGGGAUCGCAUCGACGCGGCCUUCGCCCUGGCGCACCUGGCCACAGGUCAUGCAAAGAACCAAGAGGCCAUCUUUGAGGCCGAGGUGGUAGAGGGCUUGAUGCUGCUACUGAACUCAAGCUUCCUGGCGGAGCGCAUGAAUGCGAUGCUGGCGAUUACUCGCAUUGCAGAUGACUAUGAGCCAGCUCAGACUGCAUUUGGGGAAGUGGGUGCCAUUGCAUCCUUGGUCAAGGCUCUGCAGUGCAAUACUGCGCGUCAAGCAGCUUUGAUUGCGCUGCACUCCGUGGCCAAGUCUCAUGCGGAGAACCAGCAGGCCAUAGUCCAAUCUGGUGCUCUCGAGACCUUGGUGCGGCAGCUGCGGACCGGCAUGCGCGCAGAACGCCGCCACGCCGCGUUGAUCCUCUCCACCAUGGUGGAAAGCAACGAAGAGGUGGUGCAGAUGGUGGACCAGCUGGGUGGCACCAUUCCUCUGCGGCGGGAGCAGAGCCUGCUGUGA